AUGCCUCGCAAAGCCACAUCCAGAGCUACCAUCCGACUCCCCUUGACCGAAAAGGACACCACAUCUCUCGCCAAUGUGCCUCCUCCUGCCAAGUCCGCCCCAACAUCCGCCAAAGGCAACAAGAGGGACAUUGACUCUCUCAUGGACGCAGCCAACGCAAUCGUAUCAGAUGAGAACCAGAACCAACCUGAACCUGGUGCUAAAUCAAUAACCAAGCGAGGACAGAUAUUUGAUCCUGAUCAACAUCCCAAUGGAGGAGUCAGUAACAAUGCCUAUCAGAGAUUUAUGAAGGAGAGUGGACAGAAGGGACAAUGGAGUGAUACCUAUGCUGGAGCACAUAGGUUUUUCGUCAAGAGGGAAAGAAAGGGAAUCAAGAUAUCACGAAAGAAGAAGAAUGAUACUCCGGCGAGUAAGAAAGCCAAAACGACGUCGACCGAUCAAGAUAAAACCAAAACGAAAUCCCCAUCUAAGAAAGAUUUGGAAGAUGAAUAUGAUGUUAGUUCAAUUACACUUGAUGGAGAAGACAUACCAGGUGGAAUAGCAGUGUACGAUACGUGCGAUGAUGUUCGAACGAAGAUUAAUGCCCAUCUCAGAAAACCUGGAGUUACAAUGGCAUCGUUCAAUCGAGCUGUUGCAGAAACUUAUAAAAAGCAAGUUCUAUCUCAAGAAGUGACUAUUCAACAUAAACAGCUUAAAGAUUUUUUGGAGAAACACGGUGCCAGAUCUGGAUGUACCUCUAAAGUAUUUUACGGAUCGUACAUAUACUUUGAAAAAUUAAGGAUCAAGCAGAAUAAACCGAAAUCCAAGAAAAGAGAAGAGAUGGAGAAGAUGCAUGGUAAGAAAGGAUUGGAUAUAAAGACGGAUCAGAAUCAUAUGCAUUUCUGGGGUAUGGAAGGGGAAAGUUUCCAUGAAGAUAGUUAUGGAAGAACAAAUCUGAUUAGUGGGAGGUCGAGAAAAAAGAUUAUAAUCUAG
Molecule: messenger RNA, 972 nt
Organism: Kwoniella botswanensis
Lineage: Eukaryota; Fungi; Basidiomycota; Tremellomycetes; Tremellales; Cryptococcaceae
Exons: 2
Coding region: 1-972 (323 amino acids)
Source: RefSeq, a predicted model, not a curated record